Aphanomyces astaci is the source of this 981-nucleotide messenger RNA. RefSeq lists its product as hypothetical. The record is from RefSeq and is a predicted model, not a curated record. The transcript has a single exon. Lineage: Eukaryota; Oomycota; Saprolegniomycetes; Saprolegniales; Verrucalvaceae. Bases 60 to 743 code for a protein of 227 amino acids.
UCCGAGGAAGGUUGUGUGAGUGUUGUUCGAAAACUAAUUCGAAAUUCGACAGAAACCAUAUGGCACGUCGAAUUGUGCUGAUCCAUGGCUUGCGGCACUCGCCGCCGCCGAUCGAGGCUGCGUUCCGGAGGCUGUGGCCUCAGGCACAGUUGGUGAACCUCAUGGACGACUCGUUGGCGGUAGACCUGGUGCAAUGUGGCUCCGUUGCAGGAGAGCCGUCCCAACUGCAUCCAUCGAUUCUCCAGCGCUUCUUCGCACUGGGUCGGUAUGCGACGUCCACUGGAGCCGACGGUAUUCUCUUCACGUGCUCGGCGUUCGGGUCGUACAUUGACGCCGUCCAAGCUGACCUUCCAUCGCAUCUACCUGUACUGAAGCCCAAUGAAGCCAUGCUUCACGACCUCGCCAAGAUCCCGACGGACGUGGCCUUAGUCGCGACCUUCGCCCCCACUCUGCCAUCCAUGGUCCAGGAAAUCAAAUGUGUUGCUCCCGACACAAAGGUCGUUCCAUUGCACGUGCCGGGUGCGUUGGCAGCGCUCGACGGUGGUGACGGCGAUAUGCACGAUGCGCUGAUUUUGGAGGCGGUGCAGGAGCUACUGGCACAGCGACCUGACAUCCGAGGGGUAGCUCUAGCCCAGUUCUCCAUGGAGCGAGCCCAGCCGCUACUCGAACAUCACCUUGACGGAGUUGCCGUGCUUACCACACCAUCAUCCGCAGUGCGCGCGAUGCAUGCCAGAUUAGGCUGAGUACACUGUCUGCCUUAUUGUGUAAGCAUUGCUGGUCAUUGGCAAUGACCACCAAUUUGGUUAUAUGCAACGCUACCCGGUAGCCUGUGAAUGGGUGGGUUUUCCGGUACAGUACUACACUCUCAUUGCGCAGACCUGAGCUUACAGUCAGUCGUUGGCAACGGUCCAGGAACAACUACGGUAUGGUACUAGUAAAAUGGCACCGGGGUAGUACUGCCACCACAGAACUGAAUAAUUC